UUUUUUUUUUCCUGGAUAAAUAAAGAACUAAUAACCCCCAUGCCCUAGAAGACUUUCCCAUUUUAAAUUUUAGUGUUUUCUUUCUGAAUAGUCUGACAAAGAAGUACAACAUCAAUUUCCCAGUAAUCUCAGAAUUGGGGAGGGAAGAUUUCCAAUACAACCAAUAGAAAUUGCACAUUUUAAUAAAAAUUAAAAUGUGCACUGCUGCAUUAAUGUACAGAGCUAUAAGGUUACAUGUAGCGUCUGCUUUUUCUUUUUUGUCUGAAUAAUCAGUUACUCAUGUUUUCCUGCUGUAUUAGUGAACUGAAACUGAAGAGUAUUACUUUAUGUCACUUCCCAUUUGAGCUUCCUGGAUGCUUCAGAUUACAAAAAGAUUGUUUAUUUUCCUCAUGUUACUGUAGUGACUGUUAUUUGUUGUGGAAGAGAUUUGUUUUGUUUGCAACAAUAGUCAUUCCCAAAGUGCUAUUAGUCAAAAAUGUGGAAUAUUUCAGCAUGGUGUGCAGUCUGUCCUUUAAAAAAGCAACAACUUGAAACUUGAUAUAUGGCCUUUUAGUUGAUCUUCGCUAAACCUUCACCAGAAACAAUCACAGUGAAGGUUGGCUGUCAAGAAGCCAUUGUUAUGGAAGGGAAAUGGAGAAAAUGAUGAGGUACCAUAUUACACACAGCUGGACUGAAACGGUGGCGACAGGUCUCAUGGAAGUUAAUCUUUGGUUCCAAUCAUUGUAAGUAUAUACAGAGUUGAGAGAGGUGCAACAGUGAGUGUCAACAGCCGUCAUGGUUUGGGUCUGUAUUUCCACCAGUGGUGUUGGAGAUCUUGAUAAAAAUGUUUGGUUUUUGAGCAUGACAAUGAUCUCAAACAACCUGUCAAUUCAGGAAAAGCAUACCUGGAUAGAGGGAAAAACCACAAUCAAGGAUUAACCUCCCCAGUGCCUGGACCUCAGCUCACUGAAGCAGUGCAGGAUCAUCUUGAUAUGGAAAAAAGGGUCGCGGGGGGCACUGCAGCCUAUCCCAGCUGUCUUAGGGCUUAGGCUAACCUUAAAUUUAGUGAGGGUGUCUGUCUCCAGGAUGCAAACUGGGAUUUGGCUCCAUAGUAGAGGGUCUGCCUCAAAUUCUACUUCUAGAGGUCCUAGGAACCACAACCAAGCCUGCUGCGUGAGAGCAUAAAGUUUUCAAGCGAAAACCUCUGCAAGGAACGAAAAAGCAGAGAUAGUGGAUAGGAGCCACUAGGGAAAAGUAUCUGAGGAUCUCUCUCGACUCCAACGCUUUGAAACGGGGUCAGUUGCACACCCGAUUCUAGGCUCAUCCUCAAUUCUCAGAAUAGCCAUGGUCUUCCUGCUCAUCUCCUUAGUCGUGCUGCAUUUGCUCUCCUUGGCCAUGCUUGUCAUUGCCACCCUUGAGAAGACCUGGUGGGUUUGGACAGAAUCAGAAGUCUCCAACCUCUGGCAUUACUGCACGUAUGACAAUGCCACAGAAGCCUGGUUGUGUUCUGCUACCAAUGAAAGUGACUGGCUGCAGUCUGUCCAGGCCCUCAUGGUCCUCUCUGUGGUCUUCUCCUCAAUCUCCUUCCUGCUUUUUCUGGGUCAGCUGUUCACCAUGUCCAGAGGAAGGCUGUUCUACAUCACAGGCUUCUGUCAGGCCUUUGCAGGUUUCACAGACUUUGCCGCUUGCCUCAUCUCCACCUUCCACAGAAAGGAGAUUUUUGAUGACUCAAGAGUCUUGAACAAAGGACACUUUGGCUACUGUUUCAUCCUGGCGUGGCUGUGCGUCCCCUUGCUUCUCCUGAGUGGAGUCCUGUACAUCCACCUGCGCAAGAAGCAGUGAGCCAACAAGAAGCGGAAGCGAAGGCACCUUAUUCAGAGCCCAAUAACCUUAUCUGUCUCUCUCUCUCUUUCUCUUUCUGUCCCUCUGCUCCCCAGUUAAGAGUAAGCACACAUGAUGAGGAAAUAAGAUGACUCAGAAUGAAGUGCAUCUUUAAAUGCCACAGCUCAGUUUUCUUAUUCCUGCUUCCAGGGAAUUCAAAGUUACUACAGAAUAAUUGAGUGAUCGUGUUAAUAUGGAAGUAUUUUUUUUAACACGAGCAAAUACAUGUAUAAAUUGCUGUGUUUAAUGUUUAUAUAUAUUUUUUAUGCAAUGAGAAAAUGUACUCAUUAAAAGGAAAUGCACUCAGA
This is a messenger RNA of Oreochromis niloticus (Nile tilapia), 2168 nucleotides long. RefSeq names its product epithelial membrane protein 3a (MAM blood group) (gene emp3a). NCBI's taxonomy places the organism in Eukaryota, Metazoa, Chordata, Actinopteri, Cichliformes, Cichlidae. The transcript has 7 exons. The record is from RefSeq and is a predicted model, not a curated record. The coding region runs from base 1324 to 1821 and encodes 165 amino acids. Gene Ontology annotation, cellular component: plasma membrane.